AUGAGCCUUUCGGAUGACUCUUAUGAGUACCAGCAGCAAGAUUCACCGGAUGAAACUCCACAACAGAAAAAGGACGAGGAGGAAGAGGAAGAAGAUGUUGUAGAAUGGCUACAAGAGCAUAUUGAUACUGUUUUUGCUGUCAGAAGCUCAGAAGUCGACUCAAAGCGAUUUGAACUUGCUGUAUCAAGAGCAGAACUAUCAACUUCAUUACUUAAUAAAGAUGUUCAACUUUUGAAACAACUCAGAGGUAUUACAUUAGAAUGUGGAAACCUUCGUGAUGAAGUCGGAUGGAUGGAGCAAGAUCUUAGUGAUGUUAAAGAAACUACUCAUAGAAAUAUUUUAGCUAUUCAUAUCAAAGCUGCAAGAGAUAAACAAACUCUACAAGAUGAAAUCAAUGAAAUGCUUGUUACAAAGAAGCAAUUGGAACAAUCAUUGUCAGAGCAGCGCCAAUACAUUAAUUAUCAAAAAGAACAAACUACUGAAAAUAAUUCAUUGCAAAAUCAACAAUUAGAUAACGAAAUUGAUAAAGCCACUCGAGAACUAGAUAAGAUUAGAUAUGGUCUCACAAGAGGUAGUCACAAAUACGAAGAACAAAUGACAGAUGCUGGUGAUACAAUUGACAUGCUUGAAUUUGAGAUCCAUGAGUUAGAAAAACAAAGCAAAUCCCUUGAUAUUCAAUAUGCCCAAACUAAAGCAGAAGUUGAAAGAAUUGAAGCCAAAUUGAAGAAAGCAGAAGAUAUUGCUGCACAGAAGAAGCUAGAACUUGAUGAAGUUAAGCAGCAACGAAUCAAACUUCAAGAGGAACUCGAUAGAAGAGAUGUUCAAAAUUGGAGUGAUAAAAUUGCUUCUUUAAACCUUAAGACGCGAAAUUAA
Trichomonas vaginalis G3 is the source of this 873-nucleotide messenger RNA. RefSeq lists its product as uncharacterized. The record is from RefSeq and is a predicted model, not a curated record. Bases 1 to 873 code for a protein of 290 amino acids. The transcript has a single exon. Lineage: Eukaryota; Parabasalia; Trichomonadida; Trichomonadidae.